Messenger RNA from Cyphellophora europaea CBS 101466, 282 nucleotides. RefSeq lists its product as uncharacterized. The coding region runs from base 1 to 282 and encodes 93 amino acids. The transcript is spliced from 2 exons. The record is from RefSeq and is a predicted model, not a curated record. NCBI's taxonomy places the organism in Eukaryota, Fungi, Ascomycota, Eurotiomycetes, Chaetothyriales, Cyphellophoraceae.
AUGGUUCAAGCCAAGAUGCUCGUUGGCGCAGCCGGCGUCGUCGGCGUCACUGCCCUGGCCGUCACGCAGAUGGGCUUCGGCGCCCAGGACCGCCAGUACAAGAAGUCGCUUCAGUACAUGCACGAUGGUCGGGAGAAGAUUGCGAUGAAGAUGAGGGAAGGCGCGAACAGUUUGCAUGGGAGGUGGCUCUGGGGAGAGAGUGACUCGGUGGGAGUAGGAAUCUGCACGGGCGUGGAAUGGGCCAAUAUGCAGCAUCGAGAUCAAUGCGAGAGCAUGUUCUAG